Messenger RNA from Penicillium chermesinum, 1320 nucleotides. Its product is annotated as glycoside hydrolase family 92 protein. NCBI's taxonomy places the organism in Eukaryota, Fungi, Ascomycota, Eurotiomycetes, Eurotiales, Aspergillaceae. The transcript has 2 exons. Gene Ontology annotation, molecular function: peptide-N4-(N-acetyl-beta-glucosaminyl)asparagine amidase activity; carbohydrate binding. Bases 1 to 1320 code for a protein of 439 amino acids. Gene Ontology annotation, cellular component: cytosol; nucleus. The record is from RefSeq and is a predicted model, not a curated record. Gene Ontology annotation, biological process: glycoprotein catabolic process; protein quality control for misfolded or incompletely synthesized proteins; protein deglycosylation.
AUGGUCGAAGUACGAACCGGCAUUUCCUAUGUUAGCGUGGAGCAAGCACGUCGUAAUUUGGAUUUCGAGAUAUCCGAUGACACCAAGUUUGAGCAUACUGUGGAAGAUGUGAAAGAAGCCUGGCUGGAAAAACUUGGGCGGAUCACCGUCGAGGGCGUGAACCAAACUGACUCUGAUCAUUCUCCUCGGACUAUAUUCUACACGGGCCUUUUUCAUGCGUUGCAGUAUCCGAGUGACUUUUCGGAACCAGUGUCCAAAAACGGGGUUGCGCGUACAUUCUACUCUGGAUAUACAGACCAAGUCCAUACGAGUAACGACUCUUACUUUCAAUCUUGGUCAAUCUGGGAUACGUACAGAGCAGAACAUGCUCUCCUAACCCUCUUAGCGCCAGAAAAGGUGAAUAACAUGAUGCGAACACUGCUCCAGAUAUUCGACUGGUCUGGAUGGCUCCCUAUGUGGGCUAAUAUGGUCGAGACGAACAUAAUGAUUGCAACUAAUGCAGACGUACUCAUUGCCAAUGCGCUGGAGCGGGGCUUCAGAGAUUUUGAUUUGCAAAAGGCUUGGGCUGCGGUCAAGAAAGACGCUUACACUCCACCUGACCAUGACACCGAGACGCUUUACUACGAUCGAGAGCCAAACACAUCAUACGAAGUACGAGCUGGACUCACGGCCUACAAAGAUAUCGGAUGGGUUCCAAAUGACGGCUGGUCCGAGUCAGGAAGCCGGACUUUGGAUUACGCAUUCGACGACUUCGCAUGCUCCAUUGUGGCUUCUCAUGCCGGCGCAGACGCUAAAUCGAUUUCCGCUCUUCGGGAUCGAAGCUACAACUAUCGACACUUGUGGAACAAUGAUACGAAGUUCAUGCAAGCUCGCAAUCGUAAUGGGACGUGGGCAAACAAUACCUGGGGAUGGACUGAGGGAGAUGAUUGGGUUGCCUGGGCUAAUUAUAAUGCUACGAGCAGCGGACUAAGUGGAAACGAUGAUCUCGGCCAAAUGAGUGCAUGGUAUGUGUUCUCCGCUCUUGGCUUUUACCCGGUGAAUCCGGCCAGCGAUGAGUAUAUUGUUGGUUCGCCAUUCUUCGAGAAAAUCGCAAUCCGCUUGCCGGCUGCAGCGACCAAUGGAGGUCGGCCCACUCAUAAGCCAGACAGGACUCUUGUGAUCACAGCUCCUGGAGCCCCUGAAAAGCCCUACAUCAAAAGUCUCAAGGUCGACGGCCGGCGUGUGGACACUCCAAUUCUGAAACAUAGCGCUAUUGUUGGUGCAUCCCACAUUGCAUUUGAAAUGAGCCGCUCUCCUACUGCAUGGGGCACAUCCGUAUGA